AUGUCGUCAACGCCCACGGGCUCGGGGCGAACCCCGCGAGUUCUUGCCUGUGUUCUUUGCCAGCACCGCAAGAUCAAAUGUGACCGGAACAGUCCCUGCUCCAACUGCUUAAAGGCUGGUGUGACCUGUACGCCCAGCACUCCCGCUCCAGCUAGGAAGAGAAGGAGGCCCAACCAAGAUUUGCAACAGCGCCUGGCGCGAUGCGAGGAGCUAUUGCAAGAGUAUGCAACCGCCAAGCCUCCCAGCACUGGAACUGAAGUACCAAAUUCGGGUGAACCCUGGAAGUCUAUGGGCAAGCUGGUUGUUGAUGACAGCGGCGUACGCUUCAUGGACAGCUUCUUGUGGGCGACCGUUCACGAUGAGGUCCGGGCAAUGCGUGAGAUUGUAGAUCAAGACGAGAAAGAGGAAGAGAGUUCUAGCACGACACCUGCAGAUGGACUCACGCCCGAUCACCACACCGGUCUCCUCUUCUCCAGUGACUCGGACGCUAAUCUGGAUGAGCUGCACCCAAAUCCAGCGCAUGUUUUCCGUCUCUGGCAGACCUUUCUUGAGAGAGUCAAUCCUCUGACCAAAGUCAUUCAUGUGCCUACUGUGCAGCCGCUGGUUGUUGAAGCUGCCACGAAUCAGACCAAUCUACCCAAGAAUGUAGAGGCACUACUCUUCUCGAUAUAUACGAUGGCUGUCGUUUCCAUGACGGACGCUGAAUGCAUUGGCGUUCUUGGCCUGGCGAAAGACGACGCGUUGGCUCGGUUCUCUAAAGGUGCCCGGGUCGCAUUUAUGCGUACUGGUAUAUUGCACAAAUAUGAUUUUGUCGUUCUGCAAGCGCUUGUGUUAUAUCAGCUUUCACUCAUGGGCCGCUAUGAUCGUCACGCCGCCUGGAUCCUCAAUGGAGUCAUUAUUCGAAUAGCCCAGAAAUUGGGUCUUCAUCGCGACGGAGAGCUCCUUGGCUUAUCUGCGUUUGACACGGAAAUGCGACGCCGCGUGUGGUGGCAAAUCAUACUACUCGACGCCAUAUACGCGAUGCUAUCAGGCUUUGGGCAAUCCAUGUUGCCUCGCCAAUGGGAUACCAAGGAACCAACAAAUGUCAAUGAUGCUGACCUGUUUCCAAGCAUGACCAAGGUCGAACCCAAGGAUGGACCUACAGACAUGGUACAUUGUCUCAUUAGCUAUCAAAUUGCCAGGUUACUAUCGGACACUCCUUCCCUCGAAAACAUUAUUCUUCAAAAUGAACUCGCGACGCCAAAAGGCCCAGCCACGGCCGAGUUGGAAGCAGCUCAAGCGCGCAUCAACGAGUUGGGCGAGACUAUUCAAGACAUAUUACAGAAAUAUGGUGAUCCGAGCAUGGGUCCCGUCCACGAUCUUGCAGCAUGGCAGGGCCGAAUGAUUAUGAAGAAGCUACAAGAAGUCAUCAGACCGCCCCGAGAGGAACCAGAAUGGGGAACCGAAGUUCUUACACCAAAGGAUAACUUGUUCAAACUUGCCGUGUCGGGCGCCGAGUCAUCUUUGGAAACUUAUCGCCACCUCGAGAAGGGCGGUGUUUUUACAUGGUUUGUAAAAACGCAUUUCCAGAUUGAAGUGUUCCAAUUCAUGGUAGGACAGCUUUGUACACAUACGACCGGGCAGCUGGUAGAAAGGGCCUGGAAGGUGGUAGCCGAGGUUUAUCGAUUUCAUCCCGAGUUUUUCAAGCUUUCAAUCAAGCCGCAUGCCUCGCUUGCGGUGAUCGCCAUCAAGGCGUGGAGCAAACGCGAAGGGGCCUUGUGUCUGGCUACUGGCACGACGCCCGAGACACCUUGGUUUAUCUCACGACUCCGGGAGCUUCUCGGCUCUAGCUAUGAACCAAUGGACAAUGCGAGUGAUAUUAAGCUAUCACCAUCGACGCCAGCUGUCAGUAUUGCCGGCACAGCAGCCAGCGCGGAUAUGCCCUGGGACCAGAUGUUAGGGUUUGUCGAUACCUCAACCAUCAACUGGGACAUGUUUGGCAACAACGGGGCUCCCGUGGUCAACUAUGGCGCGUACGGCAAUAUGGGACCCUACCAGACGAUGAAUGGUUGGCUGUAA
Pestalotiopsis fici W106-1 is the source of this 2058-nucleotide messenger RNA. RefSeq lists its product as uncharacterized. Gene Ontology annotation, biological process: DNA-templated transcription; regulation of DNA-templated transcription. Gene Ontology annotation, molecular function: zinc ion binding; DNA binding; DNA-binding transcription factor activity, RNA polymerase II-specific. Bases 1 to 2058 code for a protein of 685 amino acids. The record is from RefSeq and is a predicted model, not a curated record. Lineage: Eukaryota; Fungi; Ascomycota; Sordariomycetes; Amphisphaeriales; Sporocadaceae. The transcript is spliced from 6 exons.